Molecule: messenger RNA, 1527 nt
Organism: Microthlaspi erraticum
Lineage: Eukaryota; Viridiplantae; Streptophyta; Magnoliopsida; Brassicales; Brassicaceae
Source: the annotation of a GenBank genome assembly
AUGUGUAAAGUGGAGAACUUUCUUUACCACAGGAAACUCUUGGAGAUGAAAAGUAAACUAUUAGCAGAUAGCAAGGUUGAGAAACUCAGGAACUCGUUUGUUUCGAGGCCUCGUAUGAGCCUAUGGAUGAUUCGUGCUGUUACCGUAUUGUUGCUUUGGAGUUGUUUCGUUCACUUGAUGGCUUUGGGAGAGAUGUGGGGACCGAGAUUGUUCAAUGGCUGGCCUUCUUGUUUCACUCACAAUGAUUUGUCCACCGCCGCAGAAAUAAAGUCUCUUCCCACUAAAAUCGCACUUCCCCCUAAAAGAGUUUAUCAGAACAAUGGUUAUCUUAUGGUUUCUUGCAAUGGAGGACUCAAUCAAAUGCGAUCAGCGAUAUGCGAUAUGGUAACUGUUGCAAGGUACAUUAAUGUCACACUUAUUGUGCCUGAGCUUGACAAGACCUCGUUUUGGAACGAUCCAAGUGAGUUUAAUGACAUAUUCGAUGUGGAUCACUUCAUAAGUUCGUUAAGAGAUGAAGUUCGUAUACUUAGAGAGUUGCCUCCAAGGCUUAAGAAAAGAGUUGAGCUUGGAAUGUACCACGCAAUGCCUCCUAUUAGUUGGUCAAACAUGUCUUACUACCAAAAUCAGAUUCUUCCAUUGGUGAAGAAGCAUAAGGUCUUACAUCUAAACAAAACCGAUUCACGGCUCGCUAAUAAUGGACUGCCUGUGGAGGUUCAGAAGCUGAGGUGCCGAGUGAAUUUCAACGGACUUAAGUUUACUCCUCAAAUUGAAGAAUUAGGUAGACGAGUAGUCAAUAUUCUGAGAGAGAAAGGUCCCUUCCUCGUCCUCCAUCUCAGAUACGAAAUGGAUAUGUUAGCAUUCUCCGGUUGCUCACAUGGUUGCAACACCGAGGAAGAAGAAGAACUAACAAGAAUGAGAUAUGCUUAUCCAUGGUGGAAAGAGAAAGUCAUAAACUCUGCGGUGAAGAGGAAAGAAGGCCUUUGCCCUUUGACUCCUGAGGAAACCGCUCUCACGCUGACCGCGUUGGGGAUUGACCGGAAUGUUCAAAUUUACAUAGCUGCUGGAGAAAUCUACGGUGGUGAUAGGCGGAUGAAGGCUUUAACAGACGCUUUUCCAAAUGUGGUCCGGAAAGAGACUCUACUCGAAUCCUCUGAUCUGGACUUUUGUCGGAAUCAUUCAUCUCAAAUGGCAGCACUUGAUUACCUGGUGGCUCUUGAGAGUGAUAUAUUUGUUCCAACCAAUGAUGGGAACAUGGCUAGAGUUGUUGAAGGUCAUCGCAGAUUCUUGGGGUUCAAGAAGACGAUUCAGCUGAACAGGAAGUUCCUAGUUAGGCUGAUAGAUGAAUACACUGAAGGGUUGUUGACUUGGGAUGUGUUUUCAUCCACAGUGAAGGCGUUUCACUCUACUCGAAUGGGAAGCCCGAAGAGACGGUUAGUGAUUCCCAAUAAACCGAAGGAAGAAGACUACUUCUAUGCAAACCCGCAAGAAUGUCUGCAGCUGUUAGAUGUACCGUUGAGAGUCAUUUGA